GACGCGAGACAAGCCUCACAUUGCAAGACGAACUCCGAAUCUAGCAGUCGAACUGUCAAACCGCCAUCACAAGCCCGCAGCAUCCAGCUCGCCAUCAUGGCCAGAGUACUUUACUGGUUUCGGACCGAUCUGAGGCUACACGAUAGCCCGGCUCUGCUAGCGGCCCUCAACCUCAAGCCCGCGGCACUCUUUCCCGUCUGGUGCUGGGACCCAAACUACAUCUACAAGCAUCGAGUGGGCCUCAAUCGCUUCCGCUUCCUCCUCGAGUCUAUGCAGGAUGUGUCGGACGGCAUCACAAAGAUCAACCCUCUGUCGCAGCUCCUCGUUGUCCGUGGUGAUCCUUCCGAUCUCUUGCCCGAGCUCUUCAAGCGGUGGAGCAUCACGCACUGUGUCUUCGAGCAAGAUGUCAAUGGCUAUGCGAGGGAGAGGGACAAGAAGGUGCAAGACGCGGCUAAAAAGGCUGGCGUUGAAGUGGUCAUUGAGCCUGGCCACCACCUCUGGGACGUCGAGGAGAUUCUUAAGAAGCACGGAGGCAAGCCUACGAUGAGCAUGAAAGCUCUCGAAGGAGCUGUCAAGGGGCUGGGUGACCCUGCGAGGCCCGUGGAUGCGCCCACCAAGCUCCCGUCGCCUCUGCUAAAAGGGAAAUCAGAGCCAUCAGAGCGGAAAGCACUUCUUUCUGAGCUUCGAAAGACCCUUGAGGGGCUCCCAGAAUACAGUAAAAAGCCAGGGCCUCCCAAGGUGGACCUCAACUCGGCGGAGCUUGGAGGACAGCGCAAGCCGGAUGGAAAGGUGACCUGCUACGACACUCUCACCGGACCAGACCAAGAUGCAAAGGACGGGGACAAGGACAACUUCACGGUUCCAACUCUAGCUUCGCUAGGCAUGGAUCCUGCCGCAUGUGGCGCAGCUCCCGAGGCCUCGGUGCCUGGCGGUGAGACCGAAGCACUUCGUCGGCUGGAGAAGAUCUGCAAGGACGCUGCAUACGUGGCGACAUUUGCCAAGCCCAAGACGUCACCUUCGAGCGAUACACUGGAGCCCAGCACUACUCUCCUCUCCCCGUUUCUUAAGUUCGGUUGCCUGAGCAUCCGCAAGCUCUGGUGGGACACGCAGGACGUCAUCGACAACUACAAGGGAUCGAAGACGUCACCCCCAGAGAACUUACAUGGCCAGCUUCUGUUUCGAGAGAUGUAUGCUGUUGCUGAACUUGCCGUUGGUGAUCCCUUCCAAGGCAUCCGAGGAAACAAGGUCUCCCGUUAUAUGGAUUGGUAUCUUCCCACUCACUACGACAAAGAGGGCAACAAGAUCGAGCCACGCCCCAGAGGCGACGAUGUCUCCGAGUCGCGCCUCGAAGCCUUCAGAGCCGGCCAGACGGGAUUCCCUUGGAUCGACGCACUUAUCCGCCAGCUCAGGCUCACAGGCUGGGUGCAUCACCUUGGCCGCCAUUCUCUUGCCUCCUUUCUUACCCGUGGACAGUGCUGGAUCUCGUGGGAGCGCGGCUCGGAAGUUUUCGAAGAGUGGCUUCUCGACUGGGAUCCGAACGCCAACCCAGGCAAUUGGAUGUGGUUGAGCUGCUCGGCCUUUUUCGCCCAGUACUUUCGCGUGUAUGGUAUCGCCACCUUUCCCGCAAAGUACGACAAAUCAGGAGGGCACGUCCGAAAGUACUGUCCGGAGCUGGCAAACUUUCCCGACAAGUUCAUCUACGCCCCGCACACGGCUCCGAUGGAGGUACAGAAAAAGGCUGGGUGCAUCAUCGGAAAAGACUACCCGUUUCCCAUCUUGGACGAAAAGGAGGAGAAGGCGAGGUGUCUCAAUCGGUGCAAGGCGGCUUACGAUAUCGGCUUUUACGGGACUUCGAAAGAGGUGCUAGAGGGAAAGGCAGAGGGAAUACUCAGGAAGAAGCAUGGAGAACCAGACCCGAAGCCGCCCAAGAGGGAUCCCGGCACCAACAGCAAGAUUCCUGACUGGGCCAAAGCAGGGCAUGAGGCAAAGUCGACAACGGGCUCAUCUGCGCCGCCUAAGAAGGAGGAGGAAGAUGAGAGAGAGAUCGAGCCGCAUGAGACAGAUGACCACGGCGAUGAAGCCGAGCAAGAGGAGAAGGGAGCCGAUGGGGACGAGGAAACUGGAAAAGAACAAAAGAAUGGAGGAACGUGGAAGAGCAGCUCAAAGAGGAAGGCGUCGAAAAGUGAAAGAGAAGGAGAGACAGCGUCCAAGAGUCGCAAGAAGUGACAACUUGUGUAACCCUUUUAGCAGAAGAUGGCCAAGGGCCUGGUAAGGCAGUAACAGCGGUUUUCAGGAAAAGGCAUCAAGCGUGGAGAUGCCCAUCGCACGUCUACUGUGCGCUCUGAGAAGAUUGUCGAGAGUGUUUGCUUUGGAUACAC
Molecule: messenger RNA, 2378 nt
Organism: Acaromyces ingoldii
Lineage: Eukaryota; Fungi; Basidiomycota; Exobasidiomycetes; Exobasidiales; Cryptobasidiaceae
Product: Cryptochrome/photolyase FAD-binding domain-containing protein
Exons: 6
Coding region: 97-2226 (709 amino acids)
Biological process (GO): entrainment of circadian clock by photoperiod; circadian regulation of gene expression
Cellular component (GO): cytoplasm; nucleus
Molecular function (GO): FAD binding; DNA binding
Source: RefSeq, a predicted model, not a curated record